Messenger RNA from Coturnix japonica (Japanese quail), 883 nucleotides. The record is from RefSeq and is a predicted model, not a curated record. NCBI's taxonomy places the organism in Eukaryota, Metazoa, Chordata, Aves, Galliformes, Phasianidae.
GGUUUGGGUUGGUUCUAUGGAGGCCGCCUGUAAGCUGAAGGAGAUGGCCAGGAGGCAGAAACAGCACAGAUGGACUCGUCGCGAGCAGUCCGACUUCUACCGCGUGGUGUCCAGUUAUGGGGUGGAUUUCGACCCCGAAUCCCGUCGGUUCCGUUGGGGUCGGUUCCGUUCCUUGGCCCGUUUGGAUCGAAAGACGGACGAGAACCUGACCAAGUUCUACCACGGCUUCGUGGCCAUGUGCCGCCAGGUCUGCAGGCUUCCACCAGCACCGGGGGACGAGCCCCCCGACCCCUCAGUCCCGGUGACCCCCAUCUCAUCGGACCGCGCCGCCCGCACCCUCCGUCGCCUGACCCUCCUCCGCCGCCUCCGCGAGCAAGUCCUCCGUCACCCCCUAUUACCCACCCGCCUGGCCCUGUGCCCCACACCGGGCCCCGAUCUCCCUUCAUGGUGGCAACGUGGCCGCCAUGACGGCGAGCUCCUCCAUGGGGCAGCCCGCCAUGGCUUGGCUAGGCCCGAGGCGGCCAUCUUGGGCGACCCGGAUUUCUCCUUCUUGGCCUCGCGUUGUCGGUUCCUUCGAGCCCAAACGGCGGCUGCUGCUUGUGGGGCCCUACAAGGUGGAUCUAUGGGGCAGCCCCAUAGAGUGGUGGUGGAGGAGGAGGAGGAGGAGGAGGAGGAGGAGGAAGAGGGGGAGAUGAUGGGCAAGAUGGCGGCCAACGGAUCCGAGUCGUCGUCGUCGUCUUCGUCGUCGUCCGCGGAGGAGGAGAGCGACGACGAGAGGGGUGCGGUGCCCCCCCCCCUCUCUAACGACGACGACGAUAACGAAGUAAUAACGAAGAUAACGACGAUAACGAGGAACGGGGCGGGGUCCGUCGCCCCCAAUUAA